Planococcus citri (citrus mealybug) is the source of this 928-nucleotide messenger RNA. RefSeq lists its product as uncharacterized. The record is from RefSeq and is a predicted model, not a curated record. The coding region runs from base 160 to 867 and encodes 235 amino acids. Gene Ontology annotation, biological process: intrinsic apoptotic signaling pathway in response to oxidative stress; neuron apoptotic process. Gene Ontology annotation, cellular component: mitochondrion. Lineage: Eukaryota; Metazoa; Arthropoda; Insecta; Hemiptera; Pseudococcidae. The transcript has 6 exons.
CGAGAGUAAUAAAAUUUCCAUCCGCCGAGUUAGGCGAGGCGCAUCUUUUAUCAGACAGCUGAUAAGUGAUAACCGGUCAACUGCUACCGAUACCAAUGAAGCGUUUUCAUGAAAACAAACCACGAAAUUAGUUUAAAAUUGUGAUUUAAUGCAAACUCAAUGAUGUUUCGUCGUUUAUUUUCAUCAAUACCGAAAUCAUUCCAUUUAUCGAGAACGAAGCAUCCAUUGAAAUCAUUCUUUCUCAAAUCGAGUGUUUCAAAAUCAUGCGGGUUAUCGACAGCUCUUGCGGUAUCGACCAUUCGAAAGAAUUCAACGUUGGACAGUUCGGAAAAUGUUCUCAGUGAAGGUAUUGAUUUCAGCCACCGUAAAUUGAUACAACAAGCUUGCUCCAGCUCGGUCAACUCAACAUCGGAAUUACUUACUCAAAUUUUAUUAGCUGUUAUCGAUUCAGCUUCAAAAUACAAAAACUGUUUGAAUGAUUUAAUGAAUGAUCUAGAGCGUGAUAUCGAAUUGAUGGGUUACGGUGCCAUUAACUCAAAAACCGAAGAUGACAUAGUGGCUGCCAGAGUGAACGCUAAAAUUUUGAAGGAAGAAUUUUUAGAAUUAAUCACUUUAUCGGAGAAUGUGGAGAAAUUAGCUGUAGCAACCGCUGAAAUUUCAUUUUUGACUGGAGCCGAAACCCUGGCUAUGUUGAUUUCAGAAAGACUGUAUUCCGUUCAACAAAAGAUCAAAAAUGAACUUGAAGAAGUGAAGAAAGUGGAGAGUAAAUGCUUGGAGGUUCAAAAAUAUUCCAUCUUGGAAAAUAAUCCGAAUUCUGAGUCAUCACCUUCGCCGUCUAAUGACAAGUCAAAUGAAGAUACUCAGUGAUAUUGGUGUGUUUUUCUUUGUUAAUUAUUUUUAAUAAAUAAAUCUUAUUUUGAACUUUUUA